Molecule: messenger RNA, 894 nt
Organism: Mixia osmundae IAM 14324
Lineage: Eukaryota; Fungi; Basidiomycota; Mixiomycetes; Mixiales; Mixiaceae
Exons: 1
Coding region: 1-894 (297 amino acids)
Biological process (GO): tRNA wobble uridine modification
Cellular component (GO): elongator holoenzyme complex
Source: RefSeq, a predicted model, not a curated record
AUGACUUCGCUUGGAUUGGAGUCGGCGCUCAGCUUUGACUCGGGCUCGGGCGGACCAAGCAGCUGCGUACCGCCUGCAGGGACGAGUCUGCUCAUCACAGACACGCUCGAGUGUCCCGCCACUUUCUUGACGACUCAUCUCAUCAAACUCGCCCUCAAAGGCGCCCAAGCUAGCACAGGACUCGUCGGAGCUCCAAUGAGUACUGCCAAGGCGCGAGUGAUCGUCCUGCUGACGAGUCAGAGGGAGGAGCAUUACGUUGCCAUCUUGCGUAAAAUGGUCAAUGUGCACUCAACCAGCAAGGAUAUUGCUGACAAGCUGCCCGCUGAUCAGGGUGUCAAUACAACCUCUGAAAAAAGCAAGGGGCGACUGACUUUCAUCGAUGGUAUGAGAAUGACAGCCUCGGACCCGUCCGACGCGCUACAGUCUCUUUAUGUCGCUCUCAGCUCUGCGAUCGACCCUUCUGCGAGCGAUGACCACACGGUGGUGAUGUUAGACGAUCUCACGAUGCUUCACUGGCUCGGAGUCGACAGCUACGCGCUCAUACGGUUCUACAGAGCUCUGAUAACUCUCACAACAGUGCGACGCACUGGCUUGGUCGUCAUCUUGCAUUCGGACAAUACGGCAAUCACAACAAGCAACGCAGUAGCCAGCGAUCGUUUUGCUCGCGAAGAAGACCAUUUGCUCCGCUCGCUCGUGUAUGCCUCGCACGUCUGGGUCAGAUUGCGUUCUCUGCGCACGCAAAGCACGGGCGAACUCAUCGUCCAGCGAUGCCCUGCUCUCAUGCAAUCUCAUCCCCAGAUCACCAGCGGAUCAAGAACACAUGCACUUCAGUACAAGAUAGAAGACAACGGACCUCGCUUCUUUGCCAAAGGUACCGCAAAUGGCUACCUAUAA